Messenger RNA from Scleropages formosus (Asian bonytongue), 922 nucleotides. RefSeq names its product somatostatin 5 (gene sst5). Gene Ontology annotation, biological process: regulation of cell migration. The transcript is spliced from 2 exons. Gene Ontology annotation, molecular function: hormone activity. NCBI's taxonomy places the organism in Eukaryota, Metazoa, Chordata, Actinopteri, Osteoglossiformes, Osteoglossidae. Gene Ontology annotation, cellular component: extracellular region. The coding region runs from base 531 to 848 and encodes 105 amino acids. The record is from RefSeq and is a predicted model, not a curated record.
CAUUUGCGGGUGUGGGGGCGGAAGGCCACCCAAUUAACAUUUGAGUCACUUCUCAUCACCAACACCUCGCACUAGAGAGAUGAGUACGAGGAGCCUUGACCGCACUCGGCCACCAACCGAGUGCGUAUUAGUGGGGGCGGGGGUGCACCAGAGCUUCCCGAGACCACCUAGUGGACAUCCUCAAGUAGGGGGGAGACUCGGGUGUCACACAGGCUGCCGGGGGUCCCGUCCUCCUCAGACGGACGGCUGUCCGGCAGAAUACGGACUCCUCCUCGUUUGUUUGUUCUGAGCGGUGAAAUCUAGUCAAAGUGAACUUGUUUCUUCUCGUACCUCGGACAGGCCACGCCCUGCACUGCCAAGCGCGCAGGACGGGCUCCCGCAGCCAAUCACAUGCGCGCGGCCGUGAGAGACGCCGCUCGAGGGGGUAUUUAGCGAAGGAGCUUGUGGCUCAAGGACACACCACCGGUGACUUCCAGAGCCCCCGUCCAGCCUUGUCCCACCGGAGACGCACAGGGGACGACGCAAGGAUCAUGCUGCGCUUUCAGCUCCAGGUCCUGCUGGCGGGCCUCUCCGCAUCAGUCCUCCUGGCCGGAGGGAGCGCAGCUCCUCGCGAGGACGGUCUGGACGACCUUCUGGGGAUGGACGUGGCUGCAGCGCGUCUGGACCCGUCCCGCACCCUCCUCCUGAAGAUCGUGUCGGACCUGCUGGCGAAGGACGCCGACGAGGUCCUUCCUGCGGCCGAGGAGCUCGGCCUACGACGCGAGGCUGUGCGCCAACUACAGCUCUCCCAGCGGGAGCGCAAGGCCGGCUGCCGCAAUUUCUUCUGGAAGACGUUCACGUCGUGCUAGCGCCCCCUGCAGGACUGCGCUUGGAGCUGCAUAUGCACACUUCCACAUGCAUUGUGUUCAACACAGUGAAGGUG